Messenger RNA from Vavraia culicis subsp. floridensis, 378 nucleotides. RefSeq lists its product as uncharacterized. NCBI's taxonomy places the organism in Eukaryota, Fungi, Microsporidia, Pleistophoridae. Bases 1 to 363 code for a protein of 120 amino acids. The transcript has a single exon. The record is from RefSeq and is a predicted model, not a curated record.
AUGAUAAAAUUUGCCGCUCCCGUUCUACCACAUGAAGCCACGGCACACAUCGUUCGAAUAAUAGACCAUCUCAAGGCGUCCAGAAAGGUAGUACGCGGUAGAAAAGCGUGCCAGAAGGCAAUAAAAAACAGAAAAAAAGGCAUUUUAAUACUGCCGUUCAACAUUUCACCAAGCGAUUUGAUAACACAUUUACCGAUGCUGUGCGAGAAUAACGGAGUGAAGUACUGCUAUGUUGAUGGAGAGGUGCUGAAAAAGGCUAGCAAUGUCAAUACGCCGAGUUGCUGCGUAUUUGUCAAGAAGAGUGCUGCUUAUCUUGAAGAUUACAACGUAGUGAAGAGCGCGAUUACAAGUGGUUGUAGUUAAAUUGUUUUAAGAGCA